GCUCAAGGUGGGCUGGACCAGGCUCAAGCAGCAAGGCGCCCGCUCCUGCAUCUCCGCGCCGCAUGCUAGCGCCUGCUGGGCAGGGCAGAAUGGCAGUGCACUUGGGCAGACAGAGAUACAGACAGAGCGUGCUGCUCGGGAGCCUUUGUCGCAAACGAGCGUCGAACGGCAUUCGCAGAGCAGCGAGAGAUUCCGUCGGCGCGAUGAACAGCUUGACGUUGCGCUUCGAGGACGACGGCCUGGAGGCCGGCUUCGCCAGUGGGCGCCGGACGGGGCUGCUUCGCAGCCUUGCUGCCUGCAGCCUGUGCAUCGCAGUUGUCGUCGGCAUGUCCCUGGCGAUGCAGAGGCCGUGGGAUACCAGCGAAAAUGCCAGCAGGCAGCAGGCGCACAUCAUGCAGGCGUCGAACUUGGCGUUCGCUUCGUGCGUGGGGCUUGCCACCCUGUCCUUCGCCGCCUGCUGCCUGCUCCUGCGCACUGGGAGAGUCAGCAGCACCCUGGCCUUGGAGAUUCUCUCGGUGACUCUCACGUGCAUCGGGAUGGUGCUUGUGACCGCCGGCCUGCCAUUCUACACGGGCCGAGUGCUGGGCUACGACUCGGAGCUCUACCUGGAGGGCCGACACAUCACAGACACGGGACUGUUGCUAUCGAUCGACGCUUUCGUGACAGCAAGCCACAUGGCGCUCAACGUGCGAUUUCGCUACAUGAUUCCAAUUCAGGUAUGCGGUUUGAUUUGCUAUGUGAUUCCGGCGCUUAUCCUCGGCAGCCCAGAGAUGGACAAUUUCGUGCAGUUUUCGUCGUCCCUGCUCGGCCUGAUAGUGAUGGCAGCAAUGGGCAAGCACAUCCUGGAGCGCCAGGAGAGGCAUUAUUUCGCGUCUCUGAUCAGAGAGAAGUCCCUCCGCUUCCAGUCGGAGUUCCAGCUGUCGAACUUCCAGGCAGCUGGCGGGCAUCUCGCUGGCAGCGUCCCGUCUGCCCCAUCAGUUCCCGAAUCCGUGCAGUCCACCACGCAAUCAGCACGUAAGUUUAUGCCGCUUGACAGGACGGAGAUCACCCCGACUACUCUACGAGACAUAGCGCUGGUCGGCGAGAGGGAGCAAUGGGUAAUCAGUCGUGAUGAAUUGGGCGUGGUACCAGGGCGCGUGCUUGGAGAGGGUGGCUUCGGAAGAGUUCUCCUGGGCCGUUAUCAGGGAAUCUCUGUGGCAAUCAAGGUUCCCAAGGUCAACGAAUGUAGUCUUUCGAGUAAUGUCAACGCGGUUGAGCUGUGCAACGAGCUGCAGAUUCUCCGGAAGCUUCGGCACCCGAACAUUGUGUUCAUGUACGGGGCCGUCCUGGACGAGCAGAGCUGCAACGUAGCCCUGGUCCUGGAGCUGGUGCAGGGGGUCCCCCUCCACAAGUUCGUGCUGCCCGCGGCACGCCCCCCCGGGGAAGUGGAGCGUCUGCAGGUGCUGGUGGACGUGACGUGCGCGCUGCGGUACCUGCACUCGCGCAGGCCGCACGUGGCGCACGGCGACCUCAAGGACGGGAACGUCUUCGUGGAGCCGCGCCUGGGCGACCGCGCCGUGCCGAGGGCGAAGCUUCUGGACUUUGGCUUGGCGAGGCUGCGCACGAGGCACGCGCCACUGAUGGGAGGCACGGUGCGAUGGGCGGCUCCGGAGGUGCUGUUGCGGACUCGGUCGUCGGCCGGGAGCACCGCGGCUGACGUGUAUUCGUUCGGCCGCCUGGCGUUCUUCGUGGUCGCAGGCGCCCCCCCGUUCCAGGGCAUCGCGAAGCCGGAGAUUGUCAGGAUGGUGGGGAAGUCGCAGUUCCCGCCGAUGGAGUGGCCUCCAGAUGGGCCCACGCCACCCGAGCUCCGGGCGGUCCUGGAGGAGUGCUGCAGCGUCGACCCCAGCCAGAGGCCGAGCAUUUCGCGCGUGCACCGCGGCGUCGCGUCCUGGCUCGACGAGCUCCUGCUGCGGCAGGGCCUCGACCCGGCGAGCCUCGACGGCGAACCCUUCAACGCCAGCUGGGUCUUCGAGGGCGCGCUGCAGGACCGACCGUCGCGUUUGCAGCAGCCCACUCUGCCGGAGCCCGCGUCCGCUCAGAAGCACAGCAGGUCGGCCGCGCAGAAGUACGUCCCGACCCCUGACGACACAAUCUUGGCCUUGUUGCUGGAGGUCCUCAGUUGCCACAACCCGGAGGUCCCAGAGGGCACCUGCUGCCCCUUCCACGGAUGCCUGCACAGCCUGAUGCAGGUGUGCCACGGCCUCCGUGGCAGGGAGUGCCUGCCGGACUGGCUAAGCGAGACCAUGGUUAACGGCCAGUGCUCUUCGUGCGGCGUCCUGUUCUCGUCGACCGCUGGGAGCGGCUUGUCGCGGCACUCCUCGAAACCGCAGGGGUGCACGUUUUGCGAAGCCCCGCAGAGCCGUCGGUCAGAUUCUAGCUAUUGGUCGGCAGACUAACGAACGAGGCUGGGUGCAUCUGAGCGGCGCCCUCCUCUCGCGCUCACUGACGCGAUGCGCAGCGCCGAACGUUCCACUAUCCUGAUCCUCUUAGGCCGUGGGCUGUUUUUUUCAAUGAAGGUAUCAGUCAGCCCAGGACUGCUCCAAGUAUGAGUUUUCUGGGCCGCUCUGGGUCCCCAGAACGGCCCCAUCUGCGCGCACCCUAAGAAAGCCCGCCAAUAAGCAGGCAUCAUGAGUCGGUGCGCUCACAUGGGCCAGAUGGUUUUUCACCCGACCACGGCACGCACAGCUUACUGUUUACUGCUUCAGAAUUUUCGAUCCGCCCGCACGGGCGGCACCUCUAGAACUCGCCUCGGGAGCGCCAGGAGUCCCCAGGCCCCGAGGCUGCGCAGAGUGAGGGUGCGUCGCACAUCGUGAUGGCUCCUGCGUUGUUGGUUGAUCGGCUGUGCUCAGAGCCCCGAAUCAUCAGGGGUAACUCGGGUCAGGGAUAACUCGGGUUCGUUUUUCAGGAUUCCGAACCCGAGUUACCCCGGACCCGAGUUACCCCGGAUAUCUCGGUCGGGCGCCCAAUGUGCCAGCACCGCCCCCUUGCAAUAGUACGUGUCGGCAGCGGUCUUGCGUUCCCGCAGUUUUUAGUCCGGGGCGACCUGGCCCGCCCCAGGCUCUGCCCGCUGCUAUCGGGCGCUUUUGCGCUCAGCCUCGGCCGCAUUCUGCAUUUUUAUGCUGCGACCUCCGGCCUGUCCCGCCAACUUGCCCAUGGGUCGGGCCGGAACAGACGGACAUUGAGUGCAUGCCCCUCGCCCUCCCCCCCCACCCGCAGAUCCGCUCGUCCCCCAUUCGCCACUCCAUGUCGUUCGCCUGUUUCUCAGCCGGAGCCAUUCCUGCAUCCUCACCGCCGACACAUGUUCACCGUGUGGCGGCGCAUCUGCUGCAACGACCCUGAUUGUCUCGAGGGUCACGUGUUUCACUUCGUAGCUUGCUAGUUUUGGGGGUGUGGCCUCAUGCGCAUCAUAUGUGAGAGGCAGGAGCUCUCGAAACACAAA
This is a messenger RNA of Prorocentrum cordatum, 3478 nucleotides long. Lineage: Eukaryota; Dinophyceae; Prorocentrales; Prorocentraceae. The record is from the annotation of a GenBank genome assembly.